This is a messenger RNA of Aspergillus terreus NIH2624, 738 nucleotides long. Its product is annotated as MICOS complex subunit MIC26/MIC27. Gene Ontology annotation, cellular component: MICOS complex; mitochondrial crista junction. The transcript is spliced from 3 exons. Lineage: Eukaryota; Fungi; Ascomycota; Eurotiomycetes; Eurotiales; Aspergillaceae. Gene Ontology annotation, biological process: cristae formation. The coding region runs from base 1 to 738 and encodes 245 amino acids. The record is from RefSeq and is a predicted model, not a curated record.
AUGUCCUUCCGGCCAAUGUUGAACAAGCGGGCUGUGGCCCCCCUCGCUGCCUCGCUUCUGGCGGGAGGUGUUGCUCUCUAUCCUCGGCGCACCGCGUUCGCCGAAGAGCCCAAGGAUUUGAGGAAACCUAUCUACGAUGACUUCCCUACCGACGUCCCCGAACUUCCCAAACCCGCCGCCCCGGUCUCUGCGCCUGCUGCUUCGUCGUCGCCUUCUUCCUCCCCCACUCCCACAGAUAUCUUGACGGCCCAGGUUCGACAAGCCCGUCUCUUCCUCUACUCCCAUUCCCUUGCUGCGGAGAACUGCUUCAAUGACUGGCUGUCCCGCGCCCUCCACAUCGAGAACGCCUUCACCAACACGAUCGCCUCGCUCGCCCCCUCCCCCGAAUCUGGUGAGCGCCUGAUGCCCGACGGCGUCUACGUGAUUGUUUCCGCCAUGGCCGGCUCCAUCGUGGCGCGGAACCGUGGUAUCGUCCUCCGCACGCUGUCUCCCCUCGCUUUCGGUACCGUGGCUGCCUGGACCCUACUCCCCGUGACGAUGCGCAACGUCUCCGACCUUGUCUGGGAAUACGAGAAGAAGGUCCCCGCCCUCGCUGACAACCACCUUCUCCUCCGCGAGAAGGCCGAGCACAUCUGGACCACCGGUGUGGCACACAGCGGAAUGGCCCGUGUUAUGAUGGAAGAGAAGAUCGGUGACGUCCGGAAGAAGCUGGAAGAGGUGGUGAGCAAGGGCCACUAG